AUGAGUGAAGAGUCGGAUCGGGAGAAAGAAAAGAUUGAAGAAGAAAUUGAGGAAGAAACUGAGGAAGAAACUGAGGAAGAAACUGAGGAAGAAACUGAAGAAGAAACUGAAGAGAAGACGGAGAAAGAAGCUAAUAAUAGCAUUAAUAGACCAAAUAUUACUAAUAUUAUUAAUUUGGUCAAAAAUACAAUUUAUAACGCUCUCUGUAAUUAUUUCGAUUCUCCGCCAAAUUCGGUCUUACUUGCGAGUAUUUUAGACCCUAGGUUCAAAAAAAUGAAAGAAUGGCCAGAAGAAGAAAAAAAAAGAGCAAUUGCUUUAUUAAGAUCUGAAUACACCCUUUUUAAAGACGAGGAACAUUUAAAUAAUAGCCAAGAGUCUAGCAAUAAAAAUAGAUAUCAUUUUAAAGGGCAUAAAAAAAAACCAAAUAACAAUUUUAAAUUAC
This is a messenger RNA of Dentiscutata heterogama, 442 nucleotides long. Lineage: Eukaryota; Fungi; Glomeromycota; Glomeromycetes; Diversisporales; Gigasporaceae. The record is from the annotation of a GenBank genome assembly.